AUGAAGACCAUCUUCCUUCGAUUGACGGCGACUCUCUUCUCCAUCGUGGUCUGCCUCCUACCUCCUUCGCAGGCUGCAAGACUUCCUCCGCACGACGGUAUAGGACCUCAGCUGACACCCGACCUCCAGCGUUCCCCUUCCGCCGGGCUGCUCGAGCAAAGCUACGCCAAACCCUGUCUCGAACCCACGCCACUGAUCAUCGAUUCCGAUGCGUACACGUCCCGCUGUAACGAAGGCAAGGGUCCCUGCUUCGAGCUCGUCGGAACCACCAUGCAGGCCAAGAUCGUCGAGCCAUGGCACGAGCCCCUCAACAUGACCGAGCACGUGAUUGUUGCGGACAGCAUUGCUCAUUCCUUUACGAUGCGAGAUCCCUCCGUUGCCUUCACGAUCACCUUUGACGUCGACAGCGCGCUACGUUUUCGGUAUAUGAAUUAUGAUGCUGCCGAUGGGUGCUACAAUGUCACGCUCAGCAGAUGGAAGUCGAAGCACAGGCUCAGCGUUGGUCAGAAGCCGGGCGAGAGGGAGCUCGAUACGCUCAACCACGAGGAGACGGGAAAGCGGUUCUGCACGGACAAGCUGCUUAUUACCGUGGAGGGUGUUGUGCUCGAGGAGCUUUGA
This is a messenger RNA of Kalmanozyma brasiliensis GHG001, 618 nucleotides long. RefSeq lists its product as uncharacterized. The transcript has 2 exons. The record is from RefSeq and is a predicted model, not a curated record. The coding region runs from base 1 to 618 and encodes 205 amino acids. NCBI's taxonomy places the organism in Eukaryota, Fungi, Basidiomycota, Ustilaginomycetes, Ustilaginales.